Molecule: messenger RNA, 1675 nt
Organism: Adelges cooleyi (spruce gall adelgid)
Lineage: Eukaryota; Metazoa; Arthropoda; Insecta; Hemiptera; Adelgidae
Product: adhesive plaque matrix protein-like
Cellular component (GO): extracellular matrix
Source: RefSeq, a predicted model, not a curated record
GGUCGCUAUAUAUAAAUGUGUUCACCCGCGUUUUGCCCUACUAUCAAUCACGGACGUUUGAUCUGCAAUUGUCAAGCUCAUACAUACGUUCACCGAAAUCAACAUGGCAUACACGUUUGUCGUCGUCGCCGCAUCCAUCUUGGCCACCGCCUACGGAUCACCCGUAGCGGCACCAAUCUACCCGGCUGCCCCAGCUUACUCGGCGGCUCCCGCUUACCCGGCUGCCCCAGCUUACCCGGCGGCUCCCGCUUACCCGGCUGCCCCAGCUUACUCGGCGGCUCCCGCUUACCCGGCUGCCCCGGCUUACUCUGCACCUUCUUACGCCUCUCCGUCUUACAAACCCGCCUACAAACCGGCGGCGUACGGACACGAAUCGUACGAGUCACCCAAGCCGUACGACUUCGAGUACAGCGUCAACGACCCGAGCACCUACGACGUCAAGAGCCAGGCUGAAUACAGCGACGGACAGAACGUCAAGGGCUACUACAGCCUGGUCGAACCCGACGGCAGCAAGCGCGUCGUAGAAUACACCGCCGACGACUACGGUUUCAACGCCGUCGUCAAGAAGGAAGCCGGAUACGCACCGUCUUACUCCUCCCCUGCCUACUCCGCCCCUGCCUACAAGGCCCCGGCUUACUCCGCACCGGCCUACAAGGCCCCGUCCUACUCUGCCCCGUCCUACUCUGCCCCGUCCUACUCGGCCCCGUCAUACUCUGCCCCGUCUUACAAGGCUCCGUCGUACUCCGCCCCGUCGUACUCGGCCCCGUCUUACAAGGCUCCGUCGUUCCGCCCGUCGUACUCGGCCCCGUCUUACAAGGCCCCGUCAUACUCUGCCCCGUCUUACCCCGCUCCAGCGUACAAAUCUCACUCCGCCCCGUCUUACUCCCCCGCCCCGUCCUACUCCGCCCCGUCUUACUCUGCCCCGUCUUACUCCGCCCCGGCCUACCCAGCCCCGGUGCGGAAUUCGGAUCAAUACAUUAUAAUAUCGUGUCCGAUCCGGUGUAAAUCGCUUAAGUACGACAGCUGCACACAAAAUACAGAAAUCCACGACGAGAAAAUGGUCUCCAAAGUUAUCGUAUUGGCUUCGGCCAUGCUGGCCGCCGUAUCCGCCGCCCCGGUGUACCCAGCGUACCCAUCGUACCCAGCUCCGGCGUACCCAGCUCCAGCGUACCCAGCUCCGGCGUACCCAGCUCCGGCGUACUCGGCGCCCAAGCCAGCUUACUACCCCAAACCGUACGCACCGGAACCGGCGUACGCCCCGGCCCCGUACAGCUUCGAGUACAGCGUCAACGACCCGUACACGUACGACGUCAAGAGCCAGUCCGAGUACAGCGACGGCAACGGCUACGUCAAGGGCUCGUACAGCCUGGUCGAGCCCGACGGUUCCACCCGAGUGGUCGAGUACACGGCCGACGACUACAACGGUUUCAACGCCGUCGUCAAGAAGGAAGGCGGAUACGCCGCCCCGUCGUACAAGCCCGCUUACAAGCCAGCUUACAAACCGGCCUACAAACCGGCUUACUGAGAAGUCCCCAACGGUGUAUAUAUGUAUACAUUUAUACAACUAUAAUGUGUUCAUUUCACACUUCUUGCAGCUCCUUCGUUUUUAAUUUAUUGUUCCGUCUUAUUAUUUAUUUUAAAACAAAUAAAUCAAUCUCAUUGAAUCAUCAUAAAA